This is a messenger RNA of Anguilla anguilla (European eel), 6443 nucleotides long. Its product is annotated as proton myo-inositol cotransporter-like. Gene Ontology annotation, cellular component: membrane. Bases 3651 to 5537 code for a protein of 628 amino acids. NCBI's taxonomy places the organism in Eukaryota, Metazoa, Chordata, Actinopteri, Anguilliformes, Anguillidae. The record is from RefSeq and is a predicted model, not a curated record. Gene Ontology annotation, biological process: transmembrane transport. Gene Ontology annotation, molecular function: myo-inositol:proton symporter activity. The transcript is spliced from 12 exons.
UGGUGGGGGAUGGGGGACACGAAACCGAUGUCGAACUGGGCAGUCCUUCACAUGCAAAUUCCUAAUUCCUUAUAUGUACCAUAUUUCCGUCAUUUUUUUUUUUUGUUGCAGAGUUGCAAAUCUUUAUUUAUAAAUUCCACAGUAGUAUCUUGAGACUUGUGAGGUGGGGGGGGGAUGGGGGACACAAAACCAGUGUCGAACUGGGCAGUCCUUCACAUGCAAAUUCCUACUUCCUUACCAAAUACCGGUAAAUUUUCCUCCUUCAAUUACUUGGAGCGGACAUUACGUUGUUUCGGUCGAGACCGUAAAACCGAACACGUUCAAAUUAUUUCAGUACCGCGCGUUCCGGUCCAAGACCGGACGUCUGGGCAAGCCUACCGACACUCCCGACACGGUCCUACCUUGCAGCUCUUCUAGCUAAAUGACUAGCUCCUCCCCCAGGCUGAUAGCGCACAUUCAUUCACUCUUACCCCCCAUUCACGCUGUGAAAGAUUCGGUUGAGCAGUUAGCAGGAGCCCGUUCGUUCUCUAUGAGAACGAAUGGGCUUUCAGUUUCGGACUCCCUGUUUCUCCAACCGACAUGAUACCAUUUUGUGAAUAAUUGUUUUGCCUGGCUUCACUCAUUUCAAUGGACGAGCAGCUAAAAACUUAAAAAAGAUGGGCAGUAGAGGGGCCUCUAGUGGCGCAGCUGCACGUCUCUCCCUCUCUCUCCUCCUGAUUCUUCCUGUCUCUUUACACACUGUUCUAUCAAAAUAAAAGCCCAAAAAUAAUAGGCAGCAGACGAUUUGGCAAAUGUGUGGCGUGUCCAACCAAAAUCCGCCACGUACACACCAGAACAUGUUGAGUUUUAUGCACCACUGGAAGGGCUGGCUAUUGUUAGCAAUCUACCUGUCUCUCUCUCACUAGCAAGAUAACGUUAGCUAUUGAGAGACAUGGAGAGAUUGCUAGCUCUUGCCCCUCCCUCAGCCUCAUAGGCUUGAGCGACCCAUCAACCAAAUCGCUCGCUAUACGCACGCGGGGUUUCCGUCCACUUACACAUGUCCGCGUGUACCAACUUGUAUAUCUUGUACAUAACGUAUGUCAUUUUGCGCGCGCAAAGAAGCCCAGUCGCGUCUCGAUUGGGCGCGAAAGAAUCGAGAAGCAAGACGAGGAACUGGGGGCUGGAAUUUUCUUUUCCCCCUCGCUUCGAUACUGUGCACCCACAAAAAGAGAAAAAAAUAUAAUAAUUUCAACCUGAAUUAUUCUCCCCCCACCCCACCCCACCCCACCCCACCCCACCAAAAAGUGUGCCUAAUGACCCGAUAUUUUAUUAAGAGAAUGCUCUGUGGACUUGGUACAUUUCUAUGGUAUAUGUAAAUAUUUGCUUUCUGUACUGAGCAACUCUGCAGCUGGUCUUGUGUGCAGUUGUGUCAUCAUUGUAAAAAAACAAAAACAAAACUCAUGCUUCCAACUCUUGUAAAUACUUCCUUUUUCUCCCCCCCCCCUAUGAAACCGCUUAAAAGCGCCAUGCCUUUUUUUUCUGCAGUGGGAUUAAAGUUCAGUUAGAAACAAGUUAGCGCUCUGACGUGUCCAGUGUUAUUAGCACGCCAGCUUUCCCGUUUUCUCGAACCCUUUCGGUCUACGAUCGAAUAUCGACCUGCAGUCACUUCUCUUUCUUUUGAAAAACCGCCGUACUCUGGGUUUCUGUGCCAAGGUUAACCCUGUUGUUGCUCAGCUAACACAAAACGUUCUCACAACGUUGCUGCCUUCAUGUUACAACAACGGCAGACCAUUCCAGUAACAUCUAUUCACCAUUGACUACCUUACCGCUGCCAGCUCGCUUAUAUGCUGCAAAGAUGGCAUGCAGACGCUUGGUGAAUGAGAUUAUCUGAGGACUCGUCCACCUGUCAUACAAUUGCUAUGACAACAGUCAAAUCAAUUUAACCUGGUUUCAGUUAGUGGCUGUGACAAGACUGACCCUUGUAUGGUAUUGUCAAAGUGUUUAUUUUUUUCACAAAGGCACACAUUUAUGUCUCUUAACUUUGAAUCAGUAGUAAAUGUCAUACAAAUUUAUUUAUCAUGUCACUAAUGGUCCCUUUGGGGGUGGAAUUCAACAGACUUUGCUGUCCUUGAAACCAAUUUAAACAUAAUAGCAUUUAACUAAUUAGAACAUGGUAUAUGAGAGGGGACAGGUAUCGGAAUACUUUUUCAUGAUAUUAAGAAUACCGGCCUGCAGCAUGUUUCAAAAACGUUCAGUCGGUUUCCUCUUCUGCACAAAGUGAAAAAUACAGUCUAGUGCAUCCGGGGCAUGUGAUUGGCUACAUGUAGAACUGCACACAUCAGGAGUGUCAAACUGAAUCACUAGGGUGCCUGCAGAUUUACGUGAUUUCCGUUCAAUCAGCUGCCAGUUAAUGCCUUGAGAAUCGCAUCUACCUAAUGGUUAGUUUCAGAGGCCAGGGGUCCGCAGUUUCACCAUUUAGGAGCAUAUUGAUUCACCCCAGUCUUUAAUUUGAUUUGUUAAAAAAUGUUUAGGCCUACCUCUUUUUAUGUAGCCUAAUCUACAGGCUGUAGCUAUCAGCAAAUGGGACUGCCUUCUGCAUUUGCGCCUCGAUUUACGGCCUGCUCUUUAAAGGCGAAGAACUUUCACACAAAAUCGACCUUGUUAAUUGCCCGAACUUCUGUAAAUUCGAUGGAAUAGGCCUACGUAAUCAGACACACUUACAAUAGCCUAUCUCCGCCCGUUAUCGCGACCCUCCAUUAAACGCAUGUGCAAUAAGGUGAGAAGCCAACCGUGCAAUGACUCACACGCUUCCAGCCCCGUGCGACUGUUUGACACAGACGUAUCUAUGGUUUGACACAUAUGACGCAUGUUUCUGGGGCGGAAUGCGUCAUAUCUGCGCCUGAAACGUCACAGAAAGCUUAGUAAAUACGGCCUAAAGAGUUUUCAAACAGACCUAGGUUAAAUUUGUAAAUUAAUCCAAAUAUUUAUUGUAACAAUCUGUGAAUUUAGUAUACAAGCAUUCAAUAGUUAUUCGUUUUUUUGUUGCUGGUCAGGAGGAUAUUCACAAAAAAUGUUCACUUAAUCCUCGAUACAACAUGUACACGUUUGAAAUAAUACCUAAAAAAAAGUGAAAAAUGAACAGAUUGUUCAAUUCUGGGAUUAGAAUCGGCAUACACAGGGGUUCCCAUGACCGAGUUUGAGAACCACAGCGGGAAAUUUUGGAAGUGGUCUUGCAAGGAUUAACUAGCAACAUCGUGUGCUAGGACAGAGUCGCCAACUGUAGCCUACUUAAAGGAGUUUAUACUUUUCAUAUGAAUAUUUAUUUGCAGAAUGAAAAUAUGCCAGGAACAUAAACGGAACCACUUUUUGAGUCGUAUGAUUUCCGUCAGAUGAAUCGUGUGGACAUACACAAUGGCUUUGAACAAUGCAGAAUUGGAACAUGAAGUUCACGUGCACUUAAAAAUACGUGUAUCUCAUAAUUGAUAUUACGCGGUCGACUUCACCUCUUGGUAAACAGUGAGAAAUAACAAAGAAACGUUUUCAUGUAAAGACAGUUUGCAAAGGGAGGACAGUCGUCAGUUCAGGAGAGACAUUCCUCCCUCUAUAAAAUACCAAGGAGUAGUUGGGAGAACACGCUCAAAAGCAGCGAUAAUGAUUAUACCCUUCGGAGUAUGAGCAAUCUGAUGGGCGAGAGGAGGAAGAAAGUAAGAGAUGACGGAGAACGGAGUCUCAUCAAAGCCCCUUCAAAUGCGAGCAUCAACAGCCAGGGACCCGCCGCCGCCUCUACCUCCGCCGGGGACUUGGAGCGAGCGGCGCGCAAGCAGUUCCAGCAGGAUGUCACGCCCGCCUUCGUUUAUGUCCUGGCGGCGUUCUCCGCGCUCGGCGGCUUUCUGUUCGGUUACGACACCGGGGUGGUGUCGGGAGCGAUGCUGCUGCUCAAGAGGGAGAUGAAUCUGAGCGCUCUUUGGCAGGAGCUGUUGGUCUCCAGUACUGUGGGCGCCGCGGCGCUCUCCGCCCUGGCUGGCGGGUUUCUUAACGGGAUUUUCGGGCGCAGGGUGUGCAUUCUGCUCGCUAGCUUCAUCUUCUCCACCGGCGGAGUGGUGCUGAGCACUGCCCCGAAUAAGGAGGUCCUUCUAGUCGGACGCAUUAUAGUUGGUCUAGGAUUAGGCAUCGCCUCCAUGACGGUCCCGGUGUACAUCGCCGAAUCCUCGCCCCCCCAGCUGAGGGGCCAGCUGGUGACCCUCAACACGCUCUUCAUCACGGGCGGCCAGUUCGUCGCCAGCCUGGUGGACGGCGCCUUCUGCUACGUGCGCCGCGGCGGCUGGAGGUACAUGCUGGGCCUGUCGGUGGUGCCGGCGGCCCUGCAGUUCGUGGGCUUCCUCUUCCUGCCGGAGAGCCCGCGCUGGCUCAUCCAGAGGGGCCUCACCCAGAAGGCCCGGCGGGUGCUCAGCCAGAUCCGCGGGAACCAGAACAUCGACGAGGAGUACGACAGCAUCAAGAGCAGCAUCGAGGAGGAGGAGAAGGACUGCGGGGGAGGAGGCCCGGUGAUCUGGCGCAUGCUGUCCUAUCCCCCCACGCGCCGGGCGCUCAUCGUCGGUUGCGGACUGCAGAUGUUCCAGCAGCUGUCCGGGAUCAACACGGUCAUGUACUACAGCGCCACCAUCCUGCAGAUGUCGGGAGUGCGGGACGACAAGCAGGCCAUCUGGCUGUCGGCGGUCACCGCCUUCACCAACUUCCUGUUCACCCUGCUGGGGGUGUGGCUGGUGGAGCGGACGGGCCGCCGGAGGCUGACGCUCGGCAGCAUCAUCGGGACUGCUCUGAGCCUGUCGCUCCUGGCCGUCGGCUUCCUCCUCUCCGCCCAGCACACGCCCCCCGUCACCCUCCGCCCCGCCCCGCCCCCGGCCCCGCCCAACUCCACCUGCGCGCGAUACGGGUCCUGCGAGCCCUGCAUGCUGGACCCCGCCUGCGGGUUCUGUUACCGUGAGAACGGCAGCUCUGUGUUCGACACUUCCUGCGUACCCGCCAAUCAAGGCUUCACCGGGGAGGCAGCCUGGGGGAGGUGCUCCAACAGCAGCCAGGCGGGAGACGGAACGUUCUGGGCCUACAACUACUGCCCCACCUCGUACUCCUGGGUCGUGCUCCUGGGCCUCAUGCUCUACCUGGCCUUCUUCGCCCCGGGAAUGGGCCCCAUGCCCUGGACGGUGAACUCUGAGAUCUACCCGCUGUGGGCCCGGAGCACGGGGAACGCCUGCUCGGCCGGCGUCAACUGGACCUUCAACGUGCUGGUGUCCCUCACCUUCCUGCACGUAGCGCAGUUCCUCACCUACUACGGGGCCUUCUUCCUGUACUCGGGCCUGGCCCUGCUGGGGUCCGCCUUCGUCUUCGGCUGCCUGCCCGAGACCAAGAGCCGGCGGCUGGAGGAGAUGGAGGCCCUGUUCGAGGGCGGGCUGUGCACGUGCGGCGCCACCGACUCGGACGAGGGCCGGCAGAUCGAGUACAUCCGGGUCAAAGGGAGCAACUACCACCUGUCCGACAACGACGCCUCCGACGUGGAGUAGCUCCCCGUCCCCACCCCCUCCCACCCCACAGCCUCGCUCUCUCUUUCUCUCUCUCUCUCUCUCUCUCUGUCUCUCUCAGCCUCAACGCCUUCUGGGAAAUGUAGUCACGUCACUUACAUUGAGGGUUCCAGUAGGACGUUGGGGAUUGGAGAUUGGGGGGAGGUAAACGGCCAUUGGAACACCCUUCUGAGGAAACUAACGAUCUGACAGCAUCUCUCAAACGCCGUAGCAAUGCUUUGAGAGAGGCUCCUCCUCCGACCCUACCCUACUAACAUCUCGCCGGGCGAAAGUGCCUGGUCGGUUGAUUAUCGCUCAUUACGUUUCCAUUGUGUACAGCUGGAUAUUUACCGCGGUUCGGGUUAAGUGCCGUGCUAGAGAGCCGAACGGCAGCGCCCCCGCCUGGUGGGAGGACCUGCCACCGUGCAGAAUGUAGCGGUAAUGUAGAGACUCACUGUACGUGACAGUGCCAGGAUUUUAUUUUUAUUUUUUGCUUUUACGAGUCAUGAACUCGAACAAUCAAAAGAUUACACGUUAAUUAACGGCACAUAAAAGUACUUUUGUGUUACCGUGUAACAUGUCUGUGCUCUCGACAUUACAUCAGAACGGUUCCGGGUGUGACUCGUUGAAAAACGUCCGUACUCUGAUCUCGGACCGAUUGCGAUGGGCAGGGCCGCACGACACUCGGCCUCGGCCUCGCCGGCUUGCCUUUUCCCCUCUGAAUUUCACCCGGGCUCGACGCGUCGCCGAGAAAAACAUAGCUAGAAAAAAAAAACGCCACGCGCUCGUUUUCGCGUAGCGGCGCUGAACCGGUCCGCUAAGUUCCCGCGAAAACGAGACGGGCCGUCGGGUCGAGGUUCCCCGAGCUGCCGGGUUUCCCGCUUCGCCCGGUCAGAUCUCCUCCCCCAC